This is a messenger RNA of Morus notabilis, 2978 nucleotides long. RefSeq names its product molybdenum cofactor sulfurase. The record is from RefSeq and is a predicted model, not a curated record. Gene Ontology annotation, biological process: Mo-molybdopterin cofactor biosynthetic process. The transcript is spliced from 22 exons. The coding region runs from base 63 to 2501 and encodes 812 amino acids. Gene Ontology annotation, molecular function: molybdenum ion binding; molybdenum cofactor sulfurtransferase activity; pyridoxal phosphate binding. Lineage: Eukaryota; Viridiplantae; Streptophyta; Magnoliopsida; Rosales; Moraceae.
UCUUCCCUUUCACCUUUUACGCUCGCCCACUCUGCAAAGCAAACUCUGAUGGAAAUUCAGCCAUGAAUGAAGACAAGGAAGCUUUUCUCAAAGACAAUGGCGGAUCCUACGGCUACCCAAACGCUCCCAAAACCAUCGACGAAAUCCGAGCCACCGAAUUCAAACGCAUAGAUGGUCUUGUGUAUUUGGAUCACGCUGGAGCGACUUUGUAUUCUGAAUUGCAGAUGGAAGCAAUCUUUAAGGAUUUAGCGAGCAAUGUCUAUGGGAAUCCUCAUAGCCAAAGUGAUUCCAGCUCUGCCACUUGUGAUAUAAUAAGGGAAGCCCGCCAACAGGUUCUUGACUAUUUCAAAGCUUCCCCAAAAGACUACAAAUGCAUAUUCACUUCUGGGGCAACUGCGGCAUUGAAGUUGGUAGGUGAGGCUUUUCCAUGGAGUAGUGAAAGUUGUUUUACAUACACAAUAGAGAAUCACAACAGUGUUCUUGGAAUAAGAGAAUACGCUCUCAGUCAAGGAGCUGCAGCUCUUGCAAUCGAUAUUGAAGAGUCUGUGCAUGUAUCCAAUGGCACAGUCGCGUCUAUGAGAGUUUCACAGCAUCAGGUACAGAGGAGAAAUGAUGCCAAACCCCUUCAGCAUGAGCCAAAAGGUGAUGCAUAUAACUUGUUUGCCUUCCCAUCAGAGUGCAAUUUCUCUGGCUUGAGAUUCAAUCUUGAUUUGGUGAAGAUGAUAAAGGAAGAUUCUGCAAGAAUUUUGGAAGGCUCUCCAUUUUGCAAUGGGCACUGGAUGGUCUUGAUUGAUGCUGCGAAGGGAUCAGCAACGGAGCCACCAGAUUUAUCCCUGUAUCCAGCAGAUUUUGUUGUCAUAUCUUUCUAUAAGCUAUUUGGCUAUCCAACUGGACUCGGAGCUCUCAUUGUCCGAAAUGAUGCUGCCAAUAUAUUGAAGAAGACUUACUUUAGUGGAGGCACAGUUGCUGCAUCAAUCGCUGAUAUUGAUUUUGUUAAAAGAAGAAAAGGUGUUGAAGAGCUGUUUGAGGAUGGGACCAUUUCAUUUCUAAGCAUUGCAUCUAUUUCUCAUGGGUUUAAAGUUCUCAAUUCUUUAACUGCAUCUGCAAUAACUCAGCAUACAAGAUCACUUGCAGUGUAUGUGAGAAAGGUGCUUUUGUCCUUACGGCAUGAAAAUGGAGCUAGUGUUUGCACACUUUAUGGAGCUGAAGCUUCCAAGGUAUUAUGUCAUGACUUUGGUCCUAUUGUCUCAUUCAACUUGAAAAGGCCAGAUGGUUCUUGGUAUGGAUAUCGCGAAGUGGAAAAACUGGCAUCUUUGUCAGGAAUUCAGUUACGGACAGGAUGUUUUUGCAACCCUGGUGCAUGUGCAAAAUAUCUUGGAUUGUCUCACAUGGAUCUUCUUUCAAAUGUUGAGGCUGGCCACGUUUGCUGGGAUGAUAAUGAUGUCAUUAACGGGAAACCAACUGGAGCUGUGAGAGUAUCCUUUGGUUACAUGUCGAUAUAUGAAGAUGCCAAGAAAUUUGUCGAUUUCAUAACAAGGUCCUUUGUAGCAUUACUAGAUCAAACUCCAACCUUUUAUAAGUUCAAGCAAGGUGAUCACGCCAUACCUUCAACUGUGCCAGUAAACCUGAAAUGCAUUGUUGUCUACCCGAUAAAAUCAUGUGCAGGAUUCAGCGCACAAAGUUGGCCUCUAAGCAGAACAGGUCUACAGUAUGACCGUGAGUGGGUACUCACAAGCCUAACUGGAGAACUUCUUACGCAGAAGAAGGUCCCCGAAAUGUGCUUUAUAAGUACUUGUGUCGACCUCAAGCUAGGAAUAUUGUUUGUCGAAUCACCACGCUGUAAUGUGAGACUAUCAAUAAAUCUCAUCUCAGAUUGUCAGAUAGAAGAAAUUAAUAUACAUGGCCGGAGAUAUGAAGUCCAGGGUUAUGACGAUGAAAUCAACACUUGGUUUAGCAGUGCCAUUGGGCGACCAUGCACUUUGUCACGCUGUUUCAGUUCCAAUCACAGCCUUUGCCUGAAUAAGAACAAUAGUACGGGCGUGUGCAGAGAUGUGCGGGGUGUAUUAAAUUUUGCUAAUGAAGCUCAGUUCUUAUUAAUAUCUGAAGAAAGCGUAGCUGACCUCAACAACAGAAUAAACAUAAAAGAUGUGCAAAAGGCUUCACAAGGAGCAGUUGCUCAAGUUAAUCCAAUGAGAUUUCGGCCUAACCUUGUCAUAGCUGGAGGUGAACCAUAUGCUGAAGAUGAGUGGAGAAAUCUUAGAAUCGGGCGUAAAUAUUUUACUUCUUUAGGUGGAUGCAACCGUUGCCAGAUGAUCAACAUUGUUCAUACAGGAGGACACGUGCAAAAGUCAAAUGAGCCUUUGGCUACUCUAGCAUCAUAUAGGAGGCUAAAGGGGAAAAUUUUGUUUGGGAUACUUCUGAAAUAUGAUAGGAGCGAUGAAGGACAAGACAAUGAUAUGUGGCUUCAAGUUGGAGAGGAAGUACAUCCAAAUUGUAUUUAGCUUCAAGACUACCAUAUGAGCAGCCUUUCUGCAUAGUCUGUUGAUGGAAGAGAUAUUCCAAGGCUUUAUAAAUCAGUUAGGACUUAAGAUAAACAAUAGAGUCCUCGCAAAUCUCCGGGAACAACCUUUAUAGUUGUCGAGAAAUCGGGUCACAAAAUCGGCGGAGGAAACAUACAGUUACUGGUCCUCUACAAUACAGAGCAACUAAGUCCAUUGUAUACUCCUUCAAGGUUGCCACUUCCAAAAGAAUGGGAUGACAUGACACAAUGCACCACGCCCGGUGCAAGAAAAUAUGCACACUUACAGAAACUGUUUAUAUUUAUGUAAUGAUAAAAUAUGUAUACACAUAUAUCGUUAACCAUUUUGAAAAGCAAAGGAUGAAACAGUUUGACGCACAAUCUAGUAUCAAAUUUUACAUGUAAUCUUUUUUUUUUUUUAAGGUUUGAUUUUCCACAUUGGCUGGUAAACUUUGUUAUA